Molecule: messenger RNA, 2187 nt
Organism: Drosophila santomea
Lineage: Eukaryota; Metazoa; Arthropoda; Insecta; Diptera; Drosophilidae
Product: trichohyalin
Exons: 2
Coding region: 1-1920 (639 amino acids)
Source: RefSeq, a predicted model, not a curated record
AUGAGACUACGGCUUUGCGUUCUGCUCCUUCUGCUCCACCUUGGCUGUUUAACUGUGACAUGGGCGAGCAGCAGGCACUCCUGUGGCACUGACAUCUGCAAAGAAGGCCGCUGGGAUGGCCAUCAACGCCAGGACGACUACGAUGAGCACAUGGUUUACAGACAAGGCGCCGCGGAGAGUCAGAGGAGAGUCCGCGUUGAGUCAGUGGCACGCGAUGAUCGUGGCAACGAAAGGCGCGAGGAAACUAGGGUUCGUUUGGACUCAUCCCUGCGACUGGAGGCUCGCGAAGAUCGUGAUGAGCGACGUGAAGCUCGGGAAGAGCGGGAGCAGCCUCGUGAAACCCGUGAAGUUCGAGUGGACAGGCGUGCAGCUCGAGAAGACAAACUACUGGAGGUUCGCGAAGCUCGUGAUGAGCGACGUGAAGCCCGGGAAGAGCGGGUGCAGCCUCGUGAAACACGUGAAGUUCGAGUGGACCGACGUGAAACUCGUGAAGAUCGAGUAGACCGACGUGAAUCCCGUGAAGAUCGAGAGGACCGACGUGAAUCCCGUGAAGAUCGAGUGGAGGGUCGUGAAGCUCGCGUCGGACCCGUUGAGCAACGCGAUGCUCGUGACAAUCAAGUUGAGCACCGUCAAAUUCGUGAGAACCGAGAGCAGCGACGUGAAACUCGAGAACAACGAGUUGAGCGACGCGACGUCCGCGAGGAACGUGUGGAGCGACGUGAUGCCGACGAAGAGCAACGAGACACUCGUGAGGUUCGCAAUCAGCCUCGUGAGGCACGUGAGAAACUGGUGGAGCGACGUGAGGAGCGCGAAUCGGACAGGCGUGACUACGAAACUCGACGAGUAGCAGGGAACGACAGACGACUCGAACGCCGAGUAGAACGUGAAGUGUCCAGACGCGAGGAACGCGUUAAUCGCCGUGACGAAGGAGCUAGGCUAGACAGGCAAUUGUCCCGACGCAUGGAGCGUGAACAACAAGAGCGAGACCCUGAGCAACGAAACGAACGGGAGAAUCUUCGACGAGCAGAAGACCGGCGUGUUGAACGACGCGAAGAGCGAGAGAACCGAGUACGAUUUGUUUUGGAUGACAACUCUCGACGAAGCGAAGACCGCAAGGAAGAGCGUGACAAUGAACGCAGGGUACAGCGACGGGAAGAGCGAGACUCAGCUAGGCGUGUAGAGCAAGAGGAAGACCUCGACAGGAUCAACCAGCGCCGGGAAGAGAAUGAAGUCGUGCGCCGUGCAGAACAAGAAUCCUUCCGUCGAUUCGACUUGCGAAGAGUGCAGGAAGACGUUAUUCGCGAUGAGGAGCGAAGGGUGGAGAGCAAUAUUAAUCGUAGAGAAGACCGUGAAGAUGAACGCAGGGAGGAACGAGCCGAGCGCAGGAUGGAGCGCGUCGAAGAAGAAGUGCGGGCGGAAGAACGAGAACGAAAGGAAUCCCGACGAGUUGAGCGAAGAGAAGUUCAACGGCGAGUAACUGGAGACGAUUUCCGAACUAGCGAGCGGCGUGAGGAGCGAGAGGACACACGUCGAGUGGAGCGCGAUGGUCUGGGAAGAGAGGAACAAGAAGUUGAGCAAGACGAGGAGCGCCGAGUGGAGAGCGUCGAUAUCCAAAGAGAUGAUCUUCAAAGGGAAGAUCUUCGCCGAGAAGUACAGCGCCGCGAGGAACGGGUAGACCGUGAACGUGUUGAACGCCAGCUUUCCAGACGAGAGAUUCGUGAGCCAUUGGAAGAGCGUGUACUGCUUACCACCCAAGUGAAAUCCAAAGGCUGGUUGAGCUAUGGCAAACGGGAACUGCUGAUGACCGGGCAGAUCCUCCUCCUCGCCGCUCUCUACAAGAAGUCUACGGCCGGCGGCAAGGGCUUUGGCCAUGCGCUGAGUGAGCAGAUCCAGGGCUACUUGCAGGCCAUUGGAUGCUAGGAUGCACAAAGGAAAUCGACGGCCCUCCCCAAAUGAGCAAACGGAUAUGGAUCAAGGAAAACAGCAUUACUACCCACAGAAAAUGCAAACGGACCCGACAGCGAGCUACGAGCAGAGGGAUGGGAUGGGAUACUCCGCCGGAGCAUUGUACAAUUUAAUCCAACUGUUACUGUAACCAACAAACCCUUCCCCUUUCCUGUUGUAGCCAACAAAAGCAUAACGAAAAUAUAUGAUGGGAUGCUCGAGUAGCCGAGCAUCUGCAAACUG